AUGAAGAACAUCGCUGUAGUCACAUUGGCCGCUCUUGCGGCCACAGCGUCAUGUUCAGCCCCAGAGCCUACUGGGGCUAGCUAUGCGUCUGGGUUUGACAUGAAGAAGAGCUGGGCCAACCUAAGCCCCUACAAGGACGCUGAAAGCUUCGGUGUUCCCAAGGGCGUGCCGCAGGGCUGUGAAUUGUCUCAGGUCCAUGUCUUGCAUCGUCACGCCGAACGGUAUCCGACUGAUUAUCCUCUGGACGGUGAGGGUAUGCAAGAUUUUGCGACCAAGCUGACCAACUACACGAAAACCCACCCAAAGAAGCAGGUGGGCUCGGGUCCUCUGACUUUCCUGAACAACUGGAAAUACGUCCUUGGCUCGGAUGUCUUGAUGGAGACUGGUGCAGCCACCGAGGCGACAUCGGGAGCCCACUUUUGGACCAAAUAUGGUAGACUGCUGUAUCGCGCUGACCGCGACACCAUGGCGGCUUGGAAUUCUUCUCUCAAUGUCUAUCCCAAUGGCACCGAUCGCCCUAAGCCUGUCUUCCGUACUACAUCUCAGGCCCGUAUUUUGGAGAGUGCUCGUUGGUGGCUCAGUGGAUUCUUUGGUAACAGUGGUGCCAACAGCUCCUACAGUGAAUAUGAGCUUGUUGUAAUUCCCGAAGAGUCUGAUUUCAACAACACUCUUGCUUCAUACGAAACAUGCACGGGUGAUUACGUAGAAGGUGACAACUCAGCGGAGAAGUUCAUCCCUCGGUACACGAAGAAUGCGCGCUCUCGUCUGUCGACCUUUUUGCCUAGCGACUUCAACCUGACUGCACACGAUGUGCUUGCCAUGCAGAAUAUUUGCAUAUACGAGUACACCAGUCUCGCUGGGUCUUCGUUCUGCACCUUGUUCACCGAGCAGGAGUGGAAGGACUUUGAGUACAAUGUCGAUGUGCAGUACUAUGGAGACUAUGCCUGGGGAUCACCCACUGGCCGUGCCCAGGGUAUCGGCUACGUCCUCGAGCUCGCAGCCAGGCUUCAGCAGAAGCUGAUCACCUCCAGUGACACCAGCAUCAAUUACACAUACGAUAACAACGAAGCUCAAUUCCCCUUUGAUCAGCCGUUCUACAUGGAUAUGUCCCAUGACGAUAUCAUCCUCUCGGUGAUCAACGCCCUCGGCGUCGACUAUUUCAAGUACGGUCCCCACGGCCUGCCAGGCGACCUCGACCACGCCCCGAAGCGGAACUUCUCUCUUAGCGAGAUGACACCCUUUGGUGCUCGGUUCAUGUCUGAAAUUUGGACUUGCCCUCGCAACCACUCUUUCACCAACUUGGACCCGGUGCUCUACGAAAACCCCGCUGUAGAUUCCUCCAAUGAUGCCGCCAAGUACAUCCGUUUCGUCCUCAACAGUGCCCCUCUGCCUCUUGAGGGUGUUGUUGGCUGCGAAGGAGCCAGGAAUGGCUUCUGCCCUGUUGAUCGGUUUUUGCAUGGUGUCCCUACUAUGGAGCAUACUGCCAACUAUCAGAAAGCCUGCUUCGGUGACUAUCCGAAAGGAAGCCAAGUUGGAGACGGGGCGCCCUCUUCAUAA
Penicillium antarcticum is the source of this 1557-nucleotide messenger RNA. RefSeq names its product histidine phosphatase family protein. Gene Ontology annotation, molecular function: acid phosphatase activity. The transcript has 3 exons. The coding region runs from base 1 to 1557 and encodes 518 amino acids. NCBI's taxonomy places the organism in Eukaryota, Fungi, Ascomycota, Eurotiomycetes, Eurotiales, Aspergillaceae. The record is from RefSeq and is a predicted model, not a curated record.